AUGGUCACUUACAUGAAGGAGGUCGCUAGUAUUGGUGGCGAGCUUACUGUCGACGAACGCAACCUUCUCUCCGUCGCGUACAAGAACGUCGUUGGGACCCGCCGAGCGUCCUGGCGAAUCAUCUCCUCUAUCGAGCAAAAGGAAGAGUCCAAGGGCUCCGAGAAGCAUGUCGGCACUAUCAGAGAGUAUCGUGAAAAGAUCGAAGCCGAGCUCGAACGUGUUUGCCAGGAUGUCCUCGAAGUCCUCGACAACAACCUGAUCCCUAAAGCCGAAACCGGCGAAUCUAAAGUGUUUUAUUAUAAGAUGAAGGGAGACUACUAUCGUUAUCUUGCUGAAUUCGCUUCCGGUGGCAAGCGCAAGACCGCCGCGACCAAUGCCCAUGAAGCUUACAAGAACGCCACCGACGUUGCCCAGUCCGAGCUGACUCCUACCCACCCCAUCCGCCUAGGUCUCGCUCUCAAUCUUUCCGUCUUUUACUACGAGAUUGUCAACUCUCCAGAUCGGGCUUGUCAUCUUGCCAAGCAGGCUUUCGACGACGCCAUUGCCGAGCUUGACUCGCUGUCGGAAGAAUCCUACCGUGACAGCACCUUGAUCAUGCAGUUGCUGCGCGACAAUCUGACUCUCUGGACCUCGUCUGACGGCGGAGAAACCGAGCCUGCCACUGCUGCUGAAGCUGCUACUGACGAUAAGCCUGCCGAUGCCGCCCCCGCUGAAGCGCCUGCCGCCCCUGCCGCUACCAGCCCCGCUGCCACUGCCACUGCCACUGCCGCUGCUACUGCUACUGCUGCUCCGGCUGAGGAUAAGAAGAAGGAAACCGCUGCGGAAUCCUAA
Molecule: messenger RNA, 831 nt
Organism: Ophidiomyces ophidiicola
Lineage: Eukaryota; Fungi; Ascomycota; Eurotiomycetes; Onygenales; Onygenaceae
Exons: 5
Coding region: 1-831 (276 amino acids)
Biological process (GO): signal transduction
Cellular component (GO): cytoplasm
Source: RefSeq, a predicted model, not a curated record